AGCAAACAGCCGAAGGUUGAGUCGCCACCAAGUUCGCCGAAGAAUAAGGCGCCCAAGGUUGUGAUAUCCGAGGGAAGCAGUGGAGAGGUGAAACCGAAAGUCGAUGAACCAAAGAGGGUUGCUGAGGAUAAGCCUCAGGAGCAAACAGUAGUAGUGGGCUUAGAUAUUUCACUCAA
This is a messenger RNA of Perkinsus marinus ATCC 50983, 176 nucleotides long. RefSeq lists its product as hypothetical. The transcript has a single exon. The record is from RefSeq and is a predicted model, not a curated record. The annotation marks the transcript as partial. Lineage: Eukaryota; Perkinsozoa; Perkinsida; Perkinsidae.